Messenger RNA from Puntigrus tetrazona (Sumatra barb), 3860 nucleotides. Its product is annotated as immunoglobulin-like and fibronectin type III domain-containing protein 1. Bases 39 to 3626 code for a protein of 1195 amino acids. Gene Ontology annotation, molecular function: protein binding. The record is from RefSeq and is a predicted model, not a curated record. NCBI's taxonomy places the organism in Eukaryota, Metazoa, Chordata, Actinopteri, Cypriniformes, Cyprinidae. The transcript has 22 exons.
CUCUUCCAUCAUUACUGAAACAGUCUAGCAUUGAGAAGAUGCCGAAGCCAGCAGAAGGAACAGGCGUGGCAAUUAGGAAGAGAUCCAAAGUGCCUGGUGUUAUGAUCACGCAGUAUGUUGAAGAACUGCCACCUGGAUCUACUACUCCUGAUUUCAUCCGAAAACCCAUUGCCUUGACUAUACAGGAAGGUAGACUGGCCUUUUUCAAAGCUGUUGUGAGUGGAAAUCCAGUACCAGAGGUUUCAUGGGCACGCAACAAGGGAGAUAUCUCUAAUUCAACAAAAUAUGUUUCACGAUUUGAUGAGAAGAAUGAAGAAUAUAUUCUAGAGAUACCAAAGGUAGAUUCGGAUCAAGCAGACACAUACAAAUGUUUUGCUAUAAAUCCAUUUGGAAAGGCUGUUUGUACCGCUGCACUGAAUGUCAUUGAGGUUGGAUUCAAGAAAAGAGCACCAGCCCCCAAAAGUAACCCUGAUGAGUUCAGAAAAAUGCUGAAGAAAACGGUUGUGAAGAGAAAAGAAAAACAAUGCAAAGAAGGAGAAAUUGAUCCGAGGUUCUGGGAGGUGUUACUGAGUGCACCCAGGAAAUAUUAUGAAGGGAUUUGUCAUGAAUUUGGAGUAACCGACUUCAGGUGGAUGCUGAGAAAGCUUAACCAGAAGAAAAAGGAAAGAGAAGCAGAACAGUCCAAGUAUGUUGAGAAAAUCGAUAGCUUGAAACAGAUCGAGGUUAAAACGGACGGCACAGCGGAAUUUGAGCUUGAUAUAAAGCUAAAGGAUCCUAACAGCAAGAUCCUUCUCUUCAAAGAUGGGGAAAUGCUGGACUAUGGAGAUGGAACUGAUGAAUCCACAAAACAUAAUAUGCAGAAAUUUGGUGAAACAUACUUGUUCAGCAUUAGGGAUGUUGGCCCAGAAGAUGCUGGGUUAUAUCAAGUGGAUGUAGAGGAGGUGAACAUGUUCUCAACUUCCCUAGUGUUGCCUGAUGUGGAGUUUAAUACUACACUGAAAGACACUAAAAUGAUUGAGGGGCAGGAUGCGGUGUUUGAAUGUGCCUUAUCAGACCCUUUACCCCAAAUCACCUGGUGUGCCAAUGACAUCUCUAUUGAGCAUGGGGAAAAAUAUGACAUCACUGUGUCAGAAGACAAGCAAGUCCACAAACUAGCAGUGAAAAACUGUACAAAAGAGGACAAGGGUGUCUACACUGCUAUUGCUGGGCUCAGGUCAAGCCAGGGCAGUCUGGUUGUGGAAGACCAUGGAGUCCACUUCCUGAACGGGUUGUCAGAUACUGUAGCCAAUGUUGGAGAAUCAGCAGAGUUGUCCUGCAAACUUAGCAGUGAAGAUAGCAAAGGAUUAUGGUACAAAGAUGGAAAAAAGUUGGAGUCUAAGAAUGGCAUAACAAUUGUCAAAGAUGGGACUCACCACAAACUAAUCAUCUAUGACUGCCAAGAAAGAGACACUGGAAAAUAUAAGUUUGAGGCAGAAGGACGUAAAUCAGAGGCUGCAUUAAAUGUUAAAGAUCCACCAAAAAUAAAUGCAGACGCCUUGAGUAAAUUCUCAGAGCCUGUUAUUGUCAAAGCUGGAGAAAACGCUUCCUUCAAACUACCAUUUUCAGGCAAAGAACCUAUUAAGAUUCAGUGGUUUAAAGAGGAUGAAGAGUUGCUGGAGGGUCACGGUGUCAGGAUAGAAAAGUCUUCAGCCCAUAGCCGUCUACUUCUUACUAAAUGUCAGCGCAAAGACAGUGGAGAGAUAAAAAUCAAAAUCAAGAAUGAAUUUGCCACUGUGGAGGCCACUUCAAAACUUACAGUACUUGACAGGCCAACUCCACCACAAGGACCUAUAGAAAUUGCAGAAAGCUCAUUGUCUGCCAUUGAGUUUAAAUGGAGACCCCCAAAGGAUGACGGUGGCUGUCCAGUGAUUAAUUACGACCUGGAGCGACAGCAGCUGGGACGGAACACCUGGACAAAACUUGGAGACAUUCCUGGACAGCCUACCUACAGAGACACAAACACAGAUCGUGGCCGAAAGUACUGCUACAGAAUUCGGGCAAAAAACUUGGAGGGCUUCAGUGAAGUCUUGACAACUAACGAUAUUUCUGCUGGAACUUUGGCGUUCCCUGGCUCUCCUGCUCCUCCUAAAAUAGUCAGUGUCUUUAAAGACUGUAUUAACUUGACCUGGCUUUCUCCCUCCAACACCGGAGGGGGCAGUAUCAUUGGAUAUAAUGUGGAAAAACGCAAAAAAGGUAGCAAUUUUUGGACUCAAGCAAACCCAAAAGAUGAUCCAAUCAUAGAUAAAAAAUAUGCAGUAAAAGAUGUAAUUGAAGGUGUGGAGUAUGAGUUCAGAGUGAGCGCUAUCAACACAUGUGGGCCUGGAGAACCAAGUGGGCCAUCUGAAUAUGCAAUUACAAGAGAUCCUAAAAAACCUCCCGGUCAGGUCAAAGACCUCAAAAUAACUGGAUCGAGCUACACCAGUCUUUCUCUUUCCUGGACUAAACCUAAAGAAGUGAAAGGUGAGGAAGAUGAAGCAAAAGGCUAUUUUGUGGAAAUCAGACCCACAGACCAACUUGAGUGGAACCGCUGCAACACAAACGCAGUGAUUCAGACUUCCUUCACUGCUAUGGGAUUGAAGUCAAUGGCCAUGUAUUGGGUCAGAGUGAUCGCCGUCAAUGAAGGAGGAGAGGGGCUUUCGCAGAACAUUGACAAAUACAUCAUCGCCAUGCCUCCUCCAGUGAAGCCAAAGCUCACUAACAAAAAAAUUAAAAGUUUCAUGGUUGUUAAAGCUGGAAACACUGUUCGUGUCAGCAUCAGUUUCGAGGCCUCUCCUUUACCAGACAUAACAUGGCUAAAGGACUGUGCUCCUGUAGCCAAACAUGUCACAGUCACAAAUUUUGAAAAAGGUUCUCAACUAUUUAUUUACGCAUCAGAGAUGUCUGACACCGGCAUUUAUACUGUCAGUGUGAAGAAUAUGGUGGGCCAGGACACAUUCACUAUUGAAAUAAGAGUCACUGAUGAUCCCAAGCCUCCAGGUCCCGUAGAACUGGAACAAAAUGUCCAAGGCACUGUGACUCUGUCAUGGACUCCUUCUCCCGAUGAGAAACGAGAUGACCAUCUGCAUUACAUGGUGAUGAAGCGGGACUCUGUCAAACAAACAUGGCGUACAGUGGUCGACAACUUGUUUAACAACAAAUUCACAGUUAUUAACAUCUUACCUGGAAGAGAGUAUAAUUUCAGAGUGUUUGCCAAGAAUGACAUAGGCCUCUCAGAGCCCUCAGUGUCUCCGGUUUGGGGAAGCACCAAAAAAAGAGAAAAAAUCACAUAUAGAGUGCCUGAAUCAAAGACCCUCGACUUCCAGGCAGCCCCCAGAUUUAUUGUCCCUUUGAAACUUCAUGCUGCUCCGCCAGGUUAUGAGUGCUACAUGAGCUGUGCUGUGACUGGCAACCCAACACCACAUAUCACUUGGUACCAUAAUAACGUCAGUCUCAACACAAAUCCCAACUACUACAUCACAAAUGUGUGCGGUGUUUGUUCAUUGCUCAUCCUGAGGGUUGGACCCAGAGACACGGGAGAGUAUCAAGUUUUAGCCGAAAGCCCUCUUGGUCAUGAUGAGUGCUCCACCAAACUUACAGUCAAAGAGUAAAGAAAGGAUGACUUCGGACAACACCGUUUGUGAUCACAUUUCUUGAAAGUGAAAUAUACGUAAUAAUUGAUGUGAUCUUAAAAAGUGAAAUUAAAAAAAUAGGGAAUAAUGUAUAAAAUAUAUUGAAUGAUCUAUGUAUCAUGUUUUAUUCCUUUAAAAGAAUACUGAUGCUAGAAGCCGCCUGUGACAAGCUAUAGUGUAAAGUCACAGCAGACUAGAUGUCAGGCAAAGAAA